GGUCAAGACUUGAGGAGCUUGACCCGCUCACGAAAGAGGACUUCGCUUGGACUUCCCUCAACCGGAACCUUGCCAAGGCCGCAUUGCAACGCCUCAAUGGCAAACCUACGCUCCUAUUUGCACACUACAAUACCAGCUCCGUUGACGGACGACGGGGUAGCGGUUGUCGAUCUCCGCUCCUAUCUUGCGAAGAUUGACCGCGAGUACGCCACCCAAAGGUACGCCGAAACCGACGCGCCUUUGCUCUAUAUCCGCAUUCAAAUCGGAAAGGCAACAUGUAGUGCCUUGAUUGAUUGCGGAGCAUCUGGCAACUUCAUGAGCCAAGCCUUUAUGGCCCACGCAGGCCUUAGCCCGCGCGUUCGAAGGAAGACGCAACCUACGCAAGUUACACUCGUGGACGGCCACACGCAAAAGUCAAUUGACCGAUGCGUCGACGACGUUCCGGUAUACUUUGCGCCACUUGCGUGCGAGCCGGUGUCUUUUGACAUCCUCGGCACCAAGUUCGACAUGAUUUUAGGCAUGUCGUGGUUGCGUAGCGCCGAUCAUCCGGUGAACUUCCACGACCGGACAGUUCACAUCCGUGAUCGGAACGGAGUGUUAGUCCCAUGUACGGUCGCGACCCCUCACACUUCGAUUGCUUGUCACGUGGUUUCCGUUGCGAGAAUUCGCGAUGCCAUAGCUCGGAAUGACGUCGAGGAGAUGGGCCUUGUAUUCUUGCAUGCUCUUCCCUCGUCGGACGGACCAGCCACGCCACCGCCGAACCCACACAUUUCUCACCUCUUGGACGAGUAUAGAGACGUCUUCGAGGCUCCCACCGGAAUGGUUCCGGAUCAGCCCAUACGUCACGUGAUCACUCUCGAGACUGGUGUCGUCCCUCCGCGUGGAUGUAUUUACCGCAUGAGCGAAGAAGAACUCGAGGUGCUUCGCGCACAACUCGAUGACCUUCUCGACAAGGGUUGGAUUCGCCCUAGUUGUUCGCCUUACGGUGCCCCUGUUCUCUUCGUUCGGAAGAAGAACAAAGAUCUACGGAUAUGCAUCGACUAUCGGAAGCUUAACGCACAAACCGUAAAGAACGCCGGCCCUCUCCCUCGGAUUGAUGAUCUCCUUGAGCGGUUAGGCGGCGAGACGUACUUCUCGAAGUUGGACUUGAAGUUGGGCUACCACCAGAUUGAAAUCCAGCCUCAAGAUCGGUACAAGACCGCGUUCAAAACGUGGUACGGGCAUUUUGAGUGGGUUGUCAUGCCAUUUGGCCUCACCAAUGCCCCCGCGACUUUCCAAGCAGCUAUGACGACUGAGUUUCGCGACUUGCUCGAUCGCAGCGUCCUCAUUUACCUCGAUGACAUCUUGGUUUAUAUUUGCCACCGUAACAAGGGUCGAUCUCGAGUCCCCUUCGGCGAACUGAAACCGUUGUCGAUUCCUCGGGCACCGCGCCUCUCCAUUGCUAUGGACGUGACAGGCCCAUUCCCCCGCGAUCACCUCGGCCAUGACGGUAUUCUCACGGUUGUUGACCGUUUGAGUAAGUAUGCUCGCUUUCUUCCUUACAAGUAUCAUGGUGCAGCACCUGAGCUCGCACGACUCUUGCACACCGGUUGGAUUACCAACCAAGGUGUUCCGGAAGACAUAGUGAGCGACCGAGAUGCUCGCUUCAUGUCGGCCUUUUGGACUUCCCUUAUGGCUGAGUCCGGUACGACAAUGAAGCCGAGCUCGGCUCGGCACCCGCAGACGGAUGGCGAGACGGAGCGAGCACACCAGACCGCUCAGAUGAUGUUGCGUACGCUCAUCCGUCCCGACCAGAAAGAUUGGGUUGACCGGCUUCCCGACAUUGAGUUCGCCUACAACACUUCGGUGCAUCCGGCGAUCUGCGUCACACCAUUCGAGCUUCAUCAUGGUGGAGAGAAAGCACGGAUCUUCGUUGAUCUCCUUCUGCCACAGGCCGCCGACAUAGACGUCCCUUGCUCUCCCGCUUUCGUUCGGAAGUACGGGGACUUGCUGAUCAAAGCCCGCGCGAAUAUGCAAAAGGCUCAAAUCCGCAUGCAGCAGCAAGUUAACCGACGUCGACUUCCAUGUCCUUUCCGCGAGGGAGACCUUGUUUGGGUCCUCUYCGAGGAAUUUGCGCUCGAGCAGGACGUUUCGCGUAAACUCCUCCCGAAAUGGUUCGGACCAUGGGAAGUCACUUCUGCCGUUGGAGACGAUCCCGCAGGUCCUUCCUUCGUGAUCAACAUUCCACCGCACCUGACAGUGCAUCGAGUCUUCCACGCAUCGAAGCUGGCCAUCUACACGCCACCUUCAAAUGACGAGUUUCCCGGACGUCGAUCACAGGAUCCGCCCUCCAUGGACGGACAUCAGGAAGUGGACCGAGUCAUCACGCACCGCAAGUAUGGCAACAAGCCAAGGCAGUACAAAGUCACAUUCAAGCAAUGUGCGCCUGAUGACACUCGGUGGAUCUCUAGUGCAGACUUGCAGACUUUUGCACCCCUUAUCUUCACCGACUAUGAGAAGCGACGCCUUGCUAAGGAAGCAGCUCGUCCCGCCCGACCCACCCCGGUAUCGGACAGACAACUCCGCCCUCGCAGCGUGAAACGUUCUUCAUCAAACCAUGUGCCGGCGUUGAGAAGAAGGGAUCGGGAACAGCUCGCAGUCGCAGUCAUGGCUACGACAGGGAGGAUGGCAGAGGAUGCUUUUGACAUUGUGGACAGCAUAUGCCAUAAGAGGACGCUGAGUCUCCAGGGUUUGCUCAAGAGCGGCAACGAAGGCCUCCUCUUGGGCAACGAUGAUGCAGAUGAUGAUAGCCGUGGGGGAYGGUCUUUGCUUUGGCUGUGGCCCACUAUUGUUGAUGUCUGCAAGCUGUUGCCCCCUGCUUCGCCUAGGUGGUGGGUCAUGCGGCGAACAGAUGGGCUGUGGAAGGAUCUCCUUCCGUGUGAUGAUGCGGAGGAUGACCACUACUUGGGUCUGUUACGCAUGCGGCGGUCAUCAUUCAACCGUCUUUUGCGGAAGGUCGGUCCCCUCUUGGAGAAGGAGGUGACAAAGUUCAGGGUCCCUUUGGAUCCUGCGAAGAAAUUGGCGUACGCUCUCCACAGGUGGGCGCACGGUGACUCGCAUUGGCAUACUUGUUCCGGCUACGGUAUGGGCAAAACCAGUGGACUUCGAGCCAUCCGAGAGGUGGCUGAUGCCAUUAUCACGUGUUACCGGAACAAGGUCGGGUUUGGGGGUUUUGCGGAACGUCAUCGUAGAAUGCAGUUGUUUGACGCGUUGGGCUUCCCGAACUGUUGGGGGUGCAUAGACUGCACCCACGUUUAUAUGGACAAGCCGCGCACGAGGGAUGGGGAUGACUAUUGUUCGGGAAGAUUCAACAGGUUCUCCAUUGUAGCACAGUUGGUGGUGGACUCGGAACUGAAGAUCCUGGACUUCUGCUAUGGAUUCCCAGGGACUGUUGGUGAUGGACGCGCGUUGAAGUCGACAUCUCAGUACAGGCGCGGUCUGCAAGGUUCUCUGUUCUUGGACGACCCCGCUGAUCCUUUCGCUGGUGAGAGGCCGGCAAUUGCAGGUGUCCCUGGCGGGUACUUGCUCGCCGAUGGUGGGUAUCCCAGUCUACCAUGGAUCGUCACUCCUUACGGCCAGCAACCGAAUCUCACAACUGCCAUGCGACAGUUCGAUGCACUCCACAAGAUAGUGAGAUCUUGCAUGUCCCUCGAGAACAUUCACGCUCGGAGAUGGGCAAGUUCCGUUCUCAAGAGACUUCGUGCUUCAAGGGAUAGUCUGCGACAUUGCUGCGACGAACUUGUCAUCCACAACCUCCAGAUCCGACGAGAUAACGACGAGUGGAGACGAAUGUGGAUGGAGAGCCGAGUGGAAGUACGGGACACUACCCGAGCCUUGCAUGCUGCAGUUCGAGACAGGGACAAAGCUCGGUCGAGGUGCGAGGCGGCAGAAGCGGACGUGCAAGUGGCACGUCAGCAGGCUGAAACCGCUUGGAGGUUCUACGAUGACAUUGUGCGUGGAGUGGCGAUGAGGACUGUUGGUGACAACGAUUUGUGUGACGAAUUCGAAGCUCUUCGCGUCGGUGGAAAGGGAAAAGCUGCAGGCACCUCAUCAGCAACAAAGGGUGGACAUGGGGCCACAUGUUCGUGUUGCGAGGAACUGAGUGGCAGGAUGAAAAUGAUGGAGAAAGAGAUCGCACAUCUUCAGAUUAGUAACGAGCUUCUCAGGACGCGACAACAAGAAACACGAAGAUGGCAAGGCUCAGACAGUGAGUGCGAGACAACAAGAGCCAAACUAAGGAGUCACGGAGGCGGUAGGCAACGACAGCGCGACAACAGCUACAAGCAUAGUGAUGGUGAGUCGAUCAGCGGAUGGGAGACAACAUGAGCGGGGCGGCGGAGGGGGUAGGUGGCUAAGGGGAGAUCGACAGUAGCUGAGGCGGCAGCGGCUACGGACGACCACCAGAGAAGGAGGAGGCAAGGUAUGAGCAGGCAUCAGGGACAACGAUGAAGGAGCGAGCAAUAGCAGCGAGCGAUA
Molecule: messenger RNA, 4515 nt
Organism: Chara braunii
Lineage: Eukaryota; Viridiplantae; Streptophyta; Charophyceae; Charales; Characeae
Source: the annotation of a GenBank genome assembly